CAUUUAGCAAAAGCAUAUUCUUUAUCCUGGGUAUAUGAAGAUCUUGUAGCAUUUCCUCAGUAUAAAAUCAUUCUUUCUAAUAAACAAAUCCCGAAUAGUAGUCUUGAAAAUUUUGUAUUUGACGAAGUACAAUCGGUUAUUCCCUCUGUAUCUAAGGAUAAUUCGAAGGAUGGUGCUGAAUCUAAAUCAACACCAAUAUUAAUGCGUUCAGCUUCUGGACAACCUUAUCUCUGUCAGAUACCAUUCGUUGUCAACCAAACCGCUGUAGAAGAAAAUAAGCAAGAAGAAAAGAGAGACGAUGUUGACCUUAUGAAGAAAGGCCUUGCGCUUUUAGAACCUAUGAAAUCUACUUAUAUUUUGGGAAAAUACAAUUUUCGUUUUGCCUCGUUACCACCUUCGAAUAAGGAUAGUAAUGAUAAGAAAAAUUCCUUUGGUACAGAUUUGCAGGUUGGCAGUGGUAAAAAAUAUUUGGUUCAACGUUGGGGUGGCGGGUCUACAUGUGACUUGACAGGUAAACCUAGACAAGUUGAAAUACAAGAAAAGUAUGAACGUAGUAUGGCGAAAGAACCAAAGAGUUUGGAAAGCAGUCCUCAAGAAAUGGAGUCGAGGUACAGUGUCCGUCCACGUUUACCUAC
Molecule: messenger RNA, 635 nt
Organism: Racocetra fulgida
Lineage: Eukaryota; Fungi; Glomeromycota; Glomeromycetes; Diversisporales; Gigasporaceae
Source: the annotation of a GenBank genome assembly